AUGGAAUUUGCUUCUUCAUCAGCGUCUCCGUCAGGGGUGGCAAUCCUCGGAAAAUUGUUUGUCGGGGGACUAAAAUCGGAGACGAACAAAGAGGCUCUUCGCGCGCACUUUGAGCGCUACGGGACGGUUGCGGAGGUUAGGGUAAUAUAUGACUGGAGCAAAGGCAAGUCGCGGCGGUUCGGGUUCGUCACAUUCGGAGACACUGCGGCGGCGUCCCGAGCCCUCGAUCCGGGUGAGAAGGAUAACCACAUCAUUGAUGGACACAAGGUUGAUGUGAAACAGGCCGUACUUAAAGAAACUCGGACCGCAGGACCAAGUAGAAACAGUUCCAGCAACACCAACGUUCCAAACGGUAAAAAGAUUUUCAUUGGCGGUUUACCAACAAAUAUCACAGACGACGAAUUCCAAGCUUACUUCGAAAAGUUUGGCCUGAUAAUCGAUGCCAUUGUACUAAAAGACAAGAACAUCAACCAACCUCGGGGCUUCUAA
Molecule: messenger RNA, 489 nt
Organism: Ananas comosus (pineapple)
Lineage: Eukaryota; Viridiplantae; Streptophyta; Magnoliopsida; Poales; Bromeliaceae
Product: heterogeneous nuclear ribonucleoprotein 1-like
Exons: 2
Coding region: 1-489 (162 amino acids)
Molecular function (GO): RNA binding
Source: RefSeq, a predicted model, not a curated record